This is a messenger RNA of Colletotrichum graminicola M1.001, 1503 nucleotides long. Its product is annotated as indoleamine 2,3-dioxygenase. Bases 1 to 1503 code for a protein of 500 amino acids. Lineage: Eukaryota; Fungi; Ascomycota; Sordariomycetes; Glomerellales; Glomerellaceae. Gene Ontology annotation, cellular component: cytoplasm. The transcript has a single exon. The record is from RefSeq and is a predicted model, not a curated record. Gene Ontology annotation, biological process: 'de novo' NAD+ biosynthetic process from L-tryptophan. Gene Ontology annotation, molecular function: metal ion binding; indoleamine 2,3-dioxygenase activity; heme binding.
AUGCUCCCUCCUAUCCCCGUUUUGUCCGACUAUGGAAUCUCUCCAACCCAUGGUUUCCUACCGGACGUUCUCCCGUUGACUCGACUGCCAGAUCCCUACUAUAACAAGUGGGAGGCCGUCGUUGCCAACCUCCAGGCACUCGUCCUCAGUCGUCGGCUUCGCCCAGUCGUCGACCGGUUGCCUGUCCUCUCCACCAUCGGUCUGGAACAUGACGCAGAAUGGCGGAGGGCGUAUUCCCUGCUGUGCUUCAUGGCACACGCCUACAUCUGGGGCGGCGACGAGCCAUGCGAACAUUUGCCGCCCGCCAUCACCGUACCCCUCCUCAAAGUUUCCAACCACCUUGAGCUGCCUCCGGUUGCCACCUACGCCGCCUUAUGCCUUUGGAACUUCAAGCCUCUAUUUAUCGAUGAGGAUAUCGACAAUCUUGAAAACAUCGCCACUCUCAACACUUUCACUGGUUCUCUUGACGAGUCAUGGUUCUAUCUCGUCUCGGUAGCUAUUGAGGCUCGCGGCGGUCCCAUUAUCCCCCUGAUGCUGACGGCCGUGGCUGCCGCCCGCCAAGGGGAUGCUGUUACCGUUACCCGUUGCUUGCGCACCUUUGCUGAGCGCCUCACCGACUUGACCAACAUUCUGCAGCGCAUGCACGAGAGUUGCGACCCUAGCAUCUUCUAUAACCGCAUUCGUCCCUUUCUCGCAGGGAGUAAGAACAUGGCCGAAGCCGGUCUACCUGAUGGCGUCAACUACGACGAUGGGUCUGGAAAAGAAGAUUACCGUCAGUAUAGCGGCGGUAGCAACGCCCAAAGCAGUAUUAUUCAGUUCUUUGAUAUCAUUCUCGGUAUCGACCACCGGCCAACCGGAGAGAAGCGGGAUCCUUCAACCGAGUCGGAACGGGAGUCUCGGGCUCCGGUGCCGCGCCAUAACUUCAUCAUGGAAAUGCGCCGGUAUAUGCCUGGCCCCCAUGCCCGCUUUCUCAAGGAUGUUUCCGGCGUUGCCAACAUUCGCGAGUUUGUCGAGUCCCGUAAGGACGACCGCAACCUCUGCCUGGCAUAUGACGCUUGCCUCGCCAUGCUGAGUGCAUUUCGCGACAAGCAUAUUGCCAUUGUCACUCGCUACAUCAUCUUGCCGUCGCGCGAGGUGCGUGCUCGCAGCAGGUCGAGGAGUCCCGAGGCGGCCCGUCAGCGUCUCAACCUGGCUACCGCCUCGCGACAGCGCCAAUCCGCGCAGCAUGAGAAUAAGGACAGUGCUGGAGGCAAGAAAAACCUGAAGGGCACAGGUGGAACCGCCCUCAUCCCGUUCUUGAAACAGGCUCGAGAUGAGACCGGCGAGCCCGCUAUCGAGGAGUGGACUCGUCGCUUCAUGAGCAGGACCGUCAAAACCGAGGGCAAGGGUGACUUCUUCCUAGGCAAGCCCGGCCAGCCUGGCCACGAGGCUGAAGUCGAGGUUAGCGGCUUGGCUGGCACUUGGACUGUCGAUGAUGAUGUCGGCGGCAUUUGUCACUACUGA